AUGCCGGGCGAGAACAUCGAUAGACCUAACCCGCAACCCCUGCCAUCGCAUAUCCCGGAUUCAGUCAAUGAGCUACAGGUCAGGCUCCAGAAUACAUAUCUAGAUCAGUCGGCAUGUGAUUCUUUGUAUAAGUUCCGGAGGGCAGCGGCUUAUAUCGCUGCAGCGAUGAUCUUCCUCCAGGAUAACACGCUUUUGAAGCGGAACAUAAAACAUGAAGACAUCAAGCCUAGACUACUGGGCCACUGGGGAACAUGUCCCGGGCUGAUCCUCGUUUAUUCCCAUCUGAACUAUCUGAUUAAGCAACUUGAUCUUGACAUGCUUUACGUUGUCGGCCCCGGACACGGUGCACCGGGUAUCCUGUCCUGUCUCUGGUUAGAAGGCUCUUUGGGCCGGUUCUAUCCACACUACUCGAGAGAUAAGGACGGUCUGCAUAACCUUAUCUCGACCUUCAGUACGACUGCUGGGUUACCAAGUCACAUCAACGCGGAAACACCCGGCGCCAUCCACGAAGGAGGUGAGCUGGGAUACGCCUUGUCUGUCUCCUUCGGUGCAGCCAUGGAUAAUCCCAACCUCAUCGUCACCUGUGUCGUCGGUGAUGGCGAAGCAGAAACUGGACCAACGGCCACUUCAUGGCACGGAAUUAAGUACAUCGACCCCGCAGAAUCAGGAGCCGUCCUCCCCAUUCUGCAUCUAAACGGCUUCAAAAUUAGCGAGCGCACCAUUUUCGGCUGCAUGGACGACAAAGAAAUAACAGCUCUCUUCACCGGAUACGGAUACCAGGUACGCAUUGUAGAGAAAUUGGACGACAUUGACACAGAUCUUCACUGCUCCAUGCGCUGGGCGAUCGAGGAGAUCCGUAAGAUCCAGAAUGCUGCACGCUCGGGACAGCCGAUUAUGAAGCCCAGAUGGCCGAUUGUCAUCUUGCGGACGCCAAAGGGCUGGUCGGGGCCUAAGGAGCUGCAUGGAAAGUUUAUCGAGGGGUCGUUCCAUUCGCAUCAGGUGCCUCUGCCCAACGCUCGUAAAGAUAAGGAUGAGCUCAAUGCUCUGCAAGUCUGGCUCCAGAACUACAAGCCCGAGGAGCUCUUUACGGAGAAAGGCGAUGUCAUUGACGAAAUCAAAUCCGUCAUUCCAACCAGCGACUCGAAGAAGCUGGGGCAGCGUUUCGAAGCCUACAAGGGUUAUGUGGCUCCAGACCUCCCAGACUGGAGACAGUUCGGUGUGCAGAAAGGCACGCAGGAGAGUGCCAUGAAGAUGAUCGGAAAACUCAUUGACAAGGUGUUUGUUCAAAACCCUCACAGCGUCCGGCUUUUUUCACCAGACGAACUGGAAAGCAACAAAUUGGAUGCUGCUUUGGCACAUUCGGACCGGAAUUUCCAAUGGGAUGAGUUCUCAAACGCUAAGGGUGGUCGGGUUAUUGAAGUUCUGAGUGAGCAUAUGUGUCAGGGUUUCAUGCAGGGUUAUACUUUGACUGGACGCAUUGGUAUUUUCCCUUCAUAUGAGAGUUUUCUUGGUAUUGUUCAUACGAUGAUGGUGCAAUACGCCAAGUUCAUGAAAAUGGCCCAGGAGACGAAAUGGCACCAAGGUGUCGCUAGCAUCAACUACAUUGAAACCAGUACCUGGACCCGACAGGAACACAAUGGGUUCUCCCACCAGAACCCCUCUUUCAUCGGCGCGGUGCUCAAAUUGAAACCCAUUGCUGCCCGUGUAUACCUGCCGCCCGACGCUAACACCUUCCUGUCGACGCUUCACCAUUGCCUGAAAUCGAAAAACUACGUCAACCUUAUGGUUGGUGCGAAGCAGCCAACUCCCGUGUACUUGACACCAGAAGAAGCCGAAAACCAUUGUCGUGCUGGUGCAUCGAUCUGGAAGUUCUGCAGUACGGACAGCGGUCUUCGUCCAGAUGUUGUACUUGUAGGAAUCGGUGUCGAAGUGAUGUUCGAGGUGAUCUACGCAGCAGCGAUCCUCCGCAAGAGAAUUCCCGAGCUGCGCGUUCGGGUUAUCAACGUAACAGACCUGCUGAUUUUGGACAACGAAGGCGCUCACCCACACGCUCUUUCCAAUGAGGCAUUCGAGAACAUGUUCACUGAAGACAAAAACAUCCACUUCAACUACCACGGCUACCCAUCAGAGCUGAAGGGACUCCUCUUCGGACGGCCGCACCUGGACCGGGCAACUAUCGACGGAUACAUGGAGGAGGGGAGCACCACGACACCGUUUGACAUGAUGCUUGCGAACCAUGUCUCCAGAUUCCAUGUAGCCAAGGCUGCUCUUCAAGGCGCUGCGAGGUGGAAUGAACAUGUUCAACUUAUGCAGCAUGAACUGGUCACUCAGUUGGAUCAGGAGAUCACUGACACUAAGAAGUAUAUUCUUGCAAACCGGCAAGAUCCCGAGGAAAUGUAUGACAUGCCGUCUUUCGAUUAG
This is a messenger RNA of Aspergillus chevalieri, 2421 nucleotides long. Its product is annotated as putative phosphoketolase. The coding region runs from base 1 to 2421 and encodes 806 amino acids. The record is from RefSeq and is a predicted model, not a curated record. The transcript has 7 exons. Gene Ontology annotation, biological process: carbohydrate metabolic process. Lineage: Eukaryota; Fungi; Ascomycota; Eurotiomycetes; Eurotiales; Aspergillaceae. Gene Ontology annotation, molecular function: aldehyde-lyase activity.